Plutella xylostella (diamondback moth) is the source of this 1839-nucleotide messenger RNA. RefSeq lists its product as uncharacterized. Lineage: Eukaryota; Metazoa; Arthropoda; Insecta; Lepidoptera; Plutellidae. Gene Ontology annotation, molecular function: zinc ion binding; nucleic acid binding. The record is from RefSeq and is a predicted model, not a curated record.
GCUGGGCAUCGAAUCACAACAAUGUCGGUGGGGAGAAUCGGCGAAUUUGAUGUCGCGAGUGGCAACUGGGCGAGGUACGUGGAGCGAUUGGAAAUGUAUUUCCAAAUCAACAAAAUUGAAGAAAAGGAUCGAGUGCCUAUGCUUAUCACGGUCAUUGGUGAUACGGCGUACGCGCUAUUGAGCGAUUUAUUAAGCCCAGGGAAGCCAUCAUCAACAAAAUACAAUGUAAUUAUUUCCACGUUGAAAGAUCACCUGCAACCAAAGGUUUCCAUAAUGGCGGAGCGUUACCGGUUCAGACAAAGGAGGCAAUCGUGCGGCGAAAGUGUUAAAGAUUAUUACACGGAGCUUAAAAAGUUAUCAAGUGAGUGUGAUUUCGGUGCUAACUUAGAGGACAAUUUACGGGACCAGUUAGUAUGUGGUUUAAAAAGUGACGUAAUUAGACAACGACUUUUUGCGGAGGACAGUCUGAGUUUCAGCCAAGCUGUUAAGAUUGCGUGUUCACUGGAGGCGGCGGAGCGCGAUGCGGCGUCGGUGGAGGUCAUGGGUGCAGGGGGCGGCGGCGCCUCAGCCCAUAGCAACAGCGCGGUACAUGCGCUGACGUCAUCGCGGGCGCGCGGGCCAUCCGGCUCGGCGGCGCAGGGCUCCUACGGCCGCGGGCCUAGUGGGGCGCGGAGAUGGGCUUCGCCGGACACGGCUCGAAGUGCUGAUCAAUCAGCUCAGUGUGAGGCGUGCGGCGCACGCAGCCACGGGAUAAAAGACUGUCGAUUCAGAAGGGCAAUCUGCAGUAAAUGCGGUAAAGAAGGCCACCUACGGCGUGUAUGCCCCGCGUGGGCGGAGCGCGCCGGACACAGAUGGGCGGGAAACAGAGGAUACAAACAGAGCAAAUCUCUGCAUCAUCUAGAUGAAGGAGUACCCGCCCAGGAAGAGGAUGACUCAGCAGAAUGUGAAGAGGAGUUAAACCAACUCUGCUUGAGUGGCUACAAGCCGACAUAAGGAGCUAUUCAGCGGCGGACUGGGUAGAUUCACUGGCGGGAAGGUGAGGCUGCGGGUGCGGGAGGACGCGGUGCCGGUGUUCUGCCGCGCGCGCCCGCUGCCUUUCGCGCUCAAGGAGCGCGUGGACGCCGAGCUCGACGCCAUGCUGCGGGACGGCGUCAUCGAGCCGGUGGACUGCUCGGACUGGGCCACGCCGCUGGUGCCGGUGAGUAAGGCGGACGGUGGACUUAGAAUAUGCGCGGAUUAUAAAAUCACGCUUAACCCUGCCUUGUUGGUCGAUAGAUAUCCGUUGCCUAGGUUCGAUGACUUAUUAAUGACCUUGAAUAAGUCGGUUAUAUUCAGUAAAUGCGAUUUAUCCCAAGCGUACAAUCAGCUGGAACUCGAUGAGUCAGCAAAAUAUACGGUAGUAAACACACAUAGAGGUCUCUAUAGGUACAAACGGCUCGUGUAUGGCCUAUCAUCCAGUUCGGGGAUAUUUCAGCGGACCCUUUCAAAUUUGCUAAAAGGCAUUCCUUUCACGGGGGUUUUCAUCGAUGACGUCAUCGUAGGAGGUAGGAAUAUUGAGGAACAUCUAAAAUCGUUAGAGGAGGUCCUGCGUAGAUUGUCAGAAAAUGGGUUAAAAUUGAAGAAAAAUAAAUGCGAGUUUAUGGUGGACGAGGUGAAAUACCUCGGAUAUAUAAUAUCAAAAGACGGUAUCAAAACCGAUCCGGAGAAGGUUAAAGCAAUGGUGGAGAUGGCGCCACCAGAAAACGUAGCCGAAUUAAGGUCAUUCUUGGGUCUGGUUAAUUUUUAUGGCAAAUUUAUCAAAAAUAUGAGUCAGAUAUUAGCACCAUUGUAUGAAUUAUU